AUGCCUUGCAAGCAUUGCCUGGCAAUAUAUUCUUGCCAAUCCUCACUGAGUAAUAUAUACUUGUCUCAAGGCUUGGCAAAAACCCCAAGAAAUAUGAAGAUUGCAUUUUUGCUCGUGCCUCAUAUGCUAAUGCAAUACCCCCCCUCCCAAUUGGAGGUCUUGGUGGGUUUCCGGGGUAUAUAA
Molecule: messenger RNA, 183 nt
Organism: Heterobasidion irregulare TC 32-1
Lineage: Eukaryota; Fungi; Basidiomycota; Agaricomycetes; Russulales; Bondarzewiaceae
Exons: 1
Coding region: 1-183 (60 amino acids)
Source: RefSeq, a predicted model, not a curated record